AUGCCGGAGGUCCUCCGGCAUGUAUUUUCAUUGUUCCCCCACAGCGUACUUCUAACCCAAAGAAAAUUCACGGAAUUGACUGACAGUCUAUGUGAGUUAGUCAAAAUUGACUGGAAACUGCACCCGCAAGCCAAAUACUGUGUUGCCCAACUUUUUGCAGGUGCGAUCUUGUACCGUACGGAUGUGCAGGAAGUCAUCAUCCUUAAUACCGUCGAGGCGUACGGCCGUGGAAAAACUGUCGACCUUCAUCGAGAGGCAUUUGGUAGCGUAGAAAACGAGCCUCUGCAGACCUCCGAGCCGCCAGCAUUCAAGACACGUUAUGCCAGUGUGUGGUCAACGACAAUUACGGCACGAGAUGGAAAAAAGUUGACUAUCGGCAUGGAAGCAUGCAAUGUUCUCGUGACCUCCUCUCUGCGAUUGGAUAAAUCUGCUUUACCAUGCUUGGUCGCGACCACCACAAAUUUCGAAUUGCUGACGAAAUCAGAUUCUUUACAAUGUGGAAUAUACCUGGACGAAGCAAGUAUACAGGAGGCUUUGGCGCUUACAAGUAACGAAACAAACUCUAUCACAAGGCAAGGAGGCCAUGGAAGCCGAAUACCAGCAGAAGAGCGCGUUCGGCAGGUUGACCCAAGAUUUGCGGGCGCCUUAACUUACUUUCUCACGCGUCGAGCCAGUCAUUUUACACGCAACCGAAGGCAUCAGCCAUAUUUCGUGUUCAUAUUGGCCGAUUUCAACAAGGUUAGCAAUCCUACAGCGCAAUUGAUGAAGGAAGUCGCUGUACCAGUCUUGCGAUAUGGCAACUGA
This is a messenger RNA of Radiomyces spectabilis, 804 nucleotides long. RefSeq lists its product as uncharacterized. Bases 1 to 804 code for a protein of 267 amino acids. The transcript is spliced from 2 exons. The record is from RefSeq and is a predicted model, not a curated record. NCBI's taxonomy places the organism in Eukaryota, Fungi, Mucoromycota, Mucoromycetes, Mucorales, Radiomycetaceae.